Xylaria bambusicola is the source of this 1095-nucleotide messenger RNA. RefSeq names its product Rhodanese-like domain-containing protein. The coding region runs from base 213 to 797 and encodes 194 amino acids. Gene Ontology annotation, molecular function: thiosulfate-cyanide sulfurtransferase activity. The record is from RefSeq and is a predicted model, not a curated record. Lineage: Eukaryota; Fungi; Ascomycota; Sordariomycetes; Xylariales; Xylariaceae. The transcript is spliced from 2 exons. Gene Ontology annotation, cellular component: mitochondrion.
CCGGUAUCGAAGCCGAUUGGAUGGGUACCCCUCUAUAGCAUUUCUUGGCCCAUUACGUAGGUUGUGAUAGAUAGGCCUCGGUUCUACAACUCGAUACCUUUAGAGCAGACAAAUCACCAUACUAAUAUACAUACACACUUGAAUCGGCUUGUUCAACUUUCCGGUGACCUUACCUUCCUACUCGCACCUUAUAUUGACACCAAUACGCCGCAAUGUCCUCCAUAUCAGCUCGUUGCAUCCUGAAUUCUGGCGCAUUGGCUGUGCGUCCGUGUUUGCGCUCGGCGAACGUAUAUGCUGCGCCGACGAUAUGUAUGCGCGCCACAUUCAGUAGUAAGAGGCAUAUAGUCCCGACUGUGCCGAGAGCAGCGCAACACCAGCUAGUAAGGCGGCAAGCGAAGGUACCCUUCACCGUGCGAUGGUCGACGACAUCGGCCACGGGGAGCAAAAUCUGGACUUUCGAAGAAAUCCAAUCCCUAACGACCUCGCCCUCCCCCAAACCCAUUAUAAUCGACGUCCGCGAGCCCGGCGAGCUCCGAUCCACCGGCCGGAUCCCGGGGGCCCUCAACAUCCCCAUCACGACGUCGCCGGACAGUUUCCACCUCACGCCCGAGGAAUUCGAGGACCGCUUCGGGUUCGCGCGGCCGGAGAAAGACGAAGAGGUGGUUUUCUACUGCAAGGCUGGCGUGCGCAGUCGUGCUGCUGCGGGGAUCGCGAGGGAGGCCGGCUGGACGAAUACUGGCGAGUUCCCGGGCUCGUGGAUCGAGUGGAGUGGGAAAGGAGGUGCUGUUGAGCGGUGAUGUUGAUGUUUGGGGGAGGGUGGGCGUGGGCGCUUGUUGUUGGGUUGGGAAGCGUCCUUGGGGUGUCUGUAACUUGUGGGAUUUAAAGAUAUCUACGUCAACUUUACUCUUACGGUGGGAUGGGAUAAGACAAGAGAGCAGAGCGGUGAACACGUGACUAUCCGGUUUCGCUGAUAAUUCCCUAGCUAAGAUCGCGUGGACCGGGAUAAUUCACCUGCGGUCUGUGGCAGGUCGUGUAUAGUAUAUAGCUGGUACCUCAGUCAGACUCAGUAUAUCAAUAGCCCUAUGAAUCGUAGUC